GGGAGUCUUAGUUUAUAUAUAUAUAUAUAUAUAUACACACACACGGAGGUUGCAUCGACUAUAUAUCAAUCUUUGCUUCAUAACUGAGAUUCCAAUACUGAUAUCUCCAACUGAAACCAUAACAACCCAGAAACAGCAGCUAUAUAUGCAUAUCUGAUAUAAAUGGAGGACAAAGUUGCAUUCAAAAAUUUGCUGCAAGAUCAGAAAAAGGCAUGUGUUAGUAGCACAGAUGCACUGAACUGGACUCAGGAACCAUCCAUCAGAAACACUCUAGGAUCUACUCUUCUCGGUUUGAGUCUCAAUAACUUGGAGCUUCCCCAAAAUCUUGAGCAAGAUCCUCUGAACCAACUGGGAUUGUUGCAAGUUGAGCUGGAGGAGGUGAAGAAGGAGAAUCAAAAUUUAAGGUCAAUGCUUCAUGAGAUCAGUGAACACUACGCUGCUCUUCAGAAUCAGUUAUUAUUGGUGAUGCAGCAAAAGAAACUCUCUUCAUCUCCGAAUCAUGAGGACAUGCAGAAGGAUAGCAGGCAAGAUAACGUGAAGAAGCCAUGGCUGUUCUUACACACUGGUAAAAUCAAUAACCAAGUAACACCAGAAGAAGCAAAAAUCAUAGAAGAUCAGGCAUUUGAGGCUUCUUGCAAGAAAGCUAGAGUAUCUGUAAGAGCACCGUCAUCAGAAUCUUUGAAGGGUGAUGGGUGUCAAUGGAGAAAAUAUGGACAAAAGAUAUCAAAGGGUAACCCUUGUCCACGGGCCUACUAUCGUUGCAACAUGGGAACAUCAUGUCCAGUUCGCAAACAGGUUCAAAGGUGUGCUUCCGAUGAAAGUGUUGUGAUCACAACCUACGAGGGGACUCAUAAUCAUUCACUCCCUCCACCAGCCAGAUCCAUGGCUUCCACAACAUCAGCAGCACUCACCAUGUUCCUUUCUGGCUCGACCACUAGUUCAGCUUCUACCUACUAUCCAUCUGCAUCAUCUUGUCCCACUGUAACACUUGACUUAACCCAGCCCACUAAGAACUACCUCAAAUUCCCAACUUCAAACCAUUCUCAAACUUUCCCUCUUUCAAUCAAUGCCUACCCUCACAACUAUGAAGGAUUACCUUCAGAGAAAGACCUUUCCUUGGUCGAUGUUCUUAGUGCUGCCAUCACUAGGGAUCCUUCUCUUAGGGCAGCCUUAGAAGCAGCCGUUUCCUCUAUGAUUGCAGAUUCUCAGAACAUCAACAAUCAGCAAGUGCAGAGAAGAUGAACAUGUGUUAUAUAUUGUGAGUGUAAUAUCGAUAUUUUAUGAUAAUAUAUGAAUUGGUGAUCUUUGAACUUAUGUUAUGAGAACACUCUCCAAGAGGUGGUGUUCUUGUGAUGGACCAUAAAGAUACAACCAUUAAAAAAUUCAGAAAGCUGUGAGAUUUAGAUGAAUUCAUACAAGAGGUUAGCAUUUUCAAACUAAAAUAUAUUUAUGAAUAUUUUUAAUUUAAAUUCACA
Vigna angularis (adzuki bean) is the source of this 1475-nucleotide messenger RNA. RefSeq names its product probable WRKY transcription factor 47. Gene Ontology annotation, biological process: regulation of DNA-templated transcription. Gene Ontology annotation, molecular function: sequence-specific DNA binding; DNA-binding transcription factor activity. Lineage: Eukaryota; Viridiplantae; Streptophyta; Magnoliopsida; Fabales; Fabaceae. Bases 163 to 1242 code for a protein of 359 amino acids. The record is from RefSeq and is a predicted model, not a curated record. The transcript has 7 exons.